Messenger RNA from Linum tenue, 2452 nucleotides. The record is from the annotation of a GenBank genome assembly. NCBI's taxonomy places the organism in Eukaryota, Viridiplantae, Streptophyta, Magnoliopsida, Malpighiales, Linaceae.
GUGUGACAAGAAUGGAGAUGGUAAACUUUCCGAAAAUGAAGUUAAAGAGGUCAUACUCAUGAGCGCAUCCGCCAACAAGCUAACAAAACUGAAAGAAAACGCGGCCACGUACGCAGCCCUGAUAAUGGACGAGAUGGACCCGGACCACAAGGGCUACAUCGAGAUCUGGCAGCUGGAGGCCCUCCUCUGCGGGAUGGUCAACCAAGACAGCUCCGCCGAGGAGGCCAGCACCAAGAUGAACCGCCACGCCAAGUCCUUAGCCCGAGCCAUGAUCCCGAGCUGCUACCGCUCCCCAGUCAGCCGCUUCUUCACCCACGCCACCGAGUACGUCCACGAGAACUGGAAAGUCAUCUGGAUCCUCGCCCUCUGGGCCGCCGUCAACGCCUACCUCUUCCAGUGGAAGUUCUUCGCCUUCGUCGGCACCCCGCUGUUUCAAAUCUCCGGCUACUGCCUCUGCAUCGCCAAGGCCACCGCCGAGACCAUCAAGUUCAACAUGGCACUCAUCCUCGUCCCCGUCUGCCGUCGGACCCUCACCUCCCUCCGCUCCACCGUCAUGGGCCGGUUCAUCCCGUUCGACGACAACAUCAACUUCCACAAGGUCAUCUCCGUCGCCGUGGCAGUCGCCUCGUUGGUCCACACCGUGGCACACGUGGCGUGCAACUACCCGCUCCUCGCGUCGUGCCCUAAGGACAGGUUCGACUCCUUGGUCGGGAAAGCGUUCGACUACCACCAGCCGACGUAUGGGGCUCUGAUGGAGCAUUCCAUAAGCGUCACCGGGGUUCUGAUGGAUUUGAUCAUGGCGUUCUCGUUCACGCUGGCGACGCACUCGUUUCGGAGGAACGUGGUGAAGCUGCCCGGGAUGUUUCAUAACUUGGCUGGGUUUAAUGCGUUCUGGUAUGCUCACCAUUUGCUUGCCGUGGCGUAUGUUCUGCUCUUCUUGCAUGGCUGGUUCUUGCUCACCGAGAAGCCUUGGUACGAGAAGACGACGUGGAUGUAUAUAGGUGGUCCAGUGACUUUGUAUGCCUUAGAAAGAGUGUUUCUAUCAUACAGGGAGCGCACAGAGCCGGUCACAAUAAUUAAGGCAGUUAUAUACUCGGGAAAUGUUCUGGCAUUGUACAUGACAAAACCCAUGGGUUUCAAGUACAAGAGUGGGAUGUACAUCUUCGUUAAGUGCCCCAACAUCUCCAGCUUCGAAUGGCAUCCCUUCUCAAUAACAUCGGCACCGGAUGACGACUACUUGAGCGUCCACAUAAGAACACUAGGUGACUGGACGACGGAAAUGAAGACCAUAUUCGCCAAAGUUUGCGAGCCUCCCCAGGAAGCGAAACCCAGAUCAAUGAACCUGAUGAGAAUGGAGACCAGAAACGUGUCCGAGUUUCCGACGAUCCUGGUGAAAGGCCCAUUCGGUGCCCCGGCCCAGAACUACAACAAGUACGACAUAUUGCUGCUGGUAGGGUUAGGGAUCGGAGCCACUCCUUUUGUCAGCAUCAUAAAGGACCUCCUCAAUGGGCUUAGACCAAUGAAGCCAUUUAUUGAUGAAUUGGUAGUGACACGUGGCUCUUGCAUGCAUGCUUGCUUGCAGGGUGAGUUUUCAGUGGAGCAAGCGUCCAAGAAGUACCCGGAGAGAGCCUACUUCUAUUGGGUGACCAGAGAACAAGCGUCGUUCGAUUGGUUCAAGGGUGUGAUGGACGACAUUGCGGAGUACGAUCGCAAUCAUAUAAUUGAGAUGCACAAUUACCUGACCAGCGUGUACGAGGAAGGAGACGCCCGGUCGGCACUCAUCGCCAUGGUUCAGAAGCUUCAGCAUGCCAAAAACGGUGUCGAUAUUGUCUCCCAGAGUCGAAUAAGAACACACUUCGCAAGACCCAACUGGAAAAGGGUUUUCUCGGAUUUGGAGAAGGCACAUCCAUCUUCGCAUAUAGGGGUGUUCUACUGCGGGAGUGUGGCCUUAGUGAAGACAUUAAGGGAACUCUGCCAGGAUUUCAGUCUGAAUUCAACAACCCGGUUCCAUUUCCACAAGGAGAACUUCUAAUUAAGAGACAUUAGUUCUGUCCAUCGUAGUUCUUCAUGAUUUAUUCUCUAUAAUGUAUUAUAUUUGCAAAGCAAGUGGAAGAUUCUCGUAACUAAACACCCUGUGAAAGGGGCGUAGACAACACUUCUAAGUGUAAUUUGUUUUUCUUUAGGGGUACUUUAGAAUUUUGUAUAUCCAAUAGGAGUAGUCAUUUGGUCAGUGAAAAAUGAGAUACACAUACGGUUAUUUAAUUUGUUCUAUCCUAGGUUAUAUUAGGAUAUAUAUCCAGUUUCAUGCAUCUUGGGUUGCAUGGUCUUUGCAUCCGACUCUUCACUUGACGUGAGUUUUGGGUUGUUGUGCCUCAAGCACAGGCCCAACCUGUGCCGUAUACACUCUCGCAAGUUGAACAAUGUAUGUUACUAAUAUUUAAUUUGGAUACUG